Messenger RNA from Rubroshorea leprosula, 1235 nucleotides. Lineage: Eukaryota; Viridiplantae; Streptophyta; Magnoliopsida; Malvales; Dipterocarpaceae. The record is from the annotation of a GenBank genome assembly.
AUCAAGCAAAUAAACAGGCAAAUACAUGAUUUUUCAUUCAUUUCUCAAGAAAAUACAUAUCACCUUAAACAUUAAAUCGAAAAAAUAGAGAAAUCAACCAAAAAGCAACACAUCCACGGCAGAAUUUUCUGAGAAAAAUGGAUCCAGAUCUGAUGGGAGGGAUCCCACCCACGAGACCAGGCUCCCAUCGUCCCCUUCCCCACCAUUCCCAGAAAACUCCUCUGUUCAAAGAUUUACCUAAACAGAAGCAGACACAGCAAAUAAGCCCUCCGUCAACCUCCGGAUACAAAAACCGAGCCCCCUUUCAACAGAAAAUUUUUCCUUUCCUCCGCCGUCAACACCAGAACCACACAAACAAAAAGACCUCCGGUGCUAACCUAAAACCACCUAUUUAUACCCAAAAACCCUAAAAGGAACAUUCUAGAAAUCAAUCUCCGGGUCUUUUGGAUCCCGGUUUUGGGCUCCUCCAAUCACCAGAAUUUGCAAUGUAUUUGGGCCUCUCCAAUCCUCACCAUUUUACUAGAAUCCGAAAAUGCAUUUGGGCCUCCAUUCAUGCCCAAUUCUUCCUGUCGUCAUCCACCCGUAGCUGGCAUAGAUUUGCAAAUUUAUUCCAGUUGCAGGGAGAUCAGAAUUUUGCCAAAUCGUCAAAGCUCCGCGUGCACAUCACCGCCACCACCAAUCAACAGAUCCAGCUUCAAUUGCUCCGGUUCCGCUGUUCACUCGCCAUUGACCUUCUCCGGUGAGUUGGGCCAUUUCUUCUUUCCGAAUCCAACAACUGUGGUGAUGAAGCGAGGUUGUAUUGCAUCCACUUGUAAGCGCGGCCGCGUGGCUUCUUCUUCUUAUCCUGCUUCGCGACUUUGGGGGUUUGCCCUCUCACCUUACCGGCACGAGCCAAAGAUCCGUGAACCUUACCGAUGGCUGAUCGUCGAAGACUGCUCCCGGCGCUGAGAUGUGGCUUCUGCUCUCAGAUUCGUGCUUCAGGCGGUGAGUAGAUGAUAGGAGGCCAUCGGCUGGAUUAGGAAGGAGAGAGGCUCAGGAGGAAGCAAGCCGAAAGUGAGGGUGAGGGGCUGUUGGAUCUGUUGGGAAGAGGCCGGUUUGGGAAGGAGGAGAGAAGGAAGCUGAAGAUGGUGAAAGAUAGCUUUGACGGUGAUGAUGGGGCUGCUGGUGACUGGAUGGAGAGGAAGAAGAUGGCUGCUUGCUGCAGGGGAAGAUUCGAGAGGGAGAGAGAAAAACCG